Messenger RNA from Vicia faba (fava bean), 357 nucleotides. NCBI's taxonomy places the organism in Eukaryota, Viridiplantae, Streptophyta, Magnoliopsida, Fabales, Fabaceae. The record is from the annotation of a GenBank genome assembly.
AUGGCGGUGAACAUACAAUAUAGAGUGUCUUACUUGACACAAGUGACUGUUUCAAACCCGAAUAGAGAAGCGGAGAGCCAAGUCAUUGAGACGGCUAGAGUUGGGGCUUCUAGAGCAUGUGAAGAGGCUACAUUAGUUAGUGAAGAGGUUGCAUUAGCUAAUGCAUGUGCGGACAAAGCUAUAGCUGAGACAACAGAAUUGAAAAGGCAAUUUGAAAAUUUGCAUAAACAACUAUUUGCUUGGCAAUCGGGUCAGGCAUAUACUUCCAUUGCUCCUUCUAGUGGCCAUCCUAGAGGCCAUUACGAUGAUGACUCUGAUGUUCAGUCAGUGGAUCUGGAGGAAAUGAGUGAGGGAUGA